GCUUCGCCCAGAGGACCUUCAUCCCGUACACCGAGACCUUUGGAGACAGUUUUGUUCAGGGACGAGUUCAGAGAGUCGACACCGACAGACAGACGGUCGUCCUGGAGGGAGGGAGGGAGAUCCAGUACUCCCACCUCAUCCUGUGUACUGGGACUGAUGGAGCGUUCCCCGGGAAGUUCAACACUGUGGCGUCGUACCAGACCGCCGUCCAGAUGUACAAGGACUUCAUCAAGCAGGUCCAGGCUGCAGACUCGGUGUUGGUGGUUGGAGGAGGGUCGACCGGUGUGGAGAUGGCUGCUGAGAUCAAGACAGAGUAUCCAGACAAGAAGGUGGUUCUGAUCCACUCCAGGAUCGCGCUGGCUGACCCGGAGCUGCUGCCCAGCGUCAGACAGCAGGCCAAGGAGGUUCUUCUGGAGAAAGGAGUGGAGCUGCUGCUGGGUGAGAAAGUGUCCAACCUGUCGGAGCUGCAGCUCAAUGUGACCCAGAAGAACUCAGUGGUGACCACUGAGAGAGGAACAAAUCUCACCUCGGAUCUGAUCAUCUGCUGCACCGGACUCAAGGUCAACUCUGCAGCCUACGGCUCCAGCUUCCCCGGCUGUCUGGCCGAUAACGGAGCUCUGAAGGUGAACGAUCACCUGCAGGUUCAAGGUUUCUCCAACGUCUUCGCUGUCGGCGACUGCGCCGACGUCAACGAGCCCAAGAUGGCGUACCAUGCAGGGCUGCACGCCGCCGUCGCCGUGGGCAACAUCACCAACAGUCUGAGCGGGAAGGAGCUGACCUCAUAUCACACAGGUAACGUCACCAUGUUGCUGGCGAUGGGUCGUGACGACGGCGUGGGUCAGUUUAACGGGUUGAAGUUGCCUCGUUGCCUCGUUGCCCUGGCGAAGAGUCGAGAUCUGCUGCUGUGGAAGAGCUGGAGGGAGAUGCAACAGCAGCAACCCUGACACACACACACACACACACACACACACACACACACACACUCUUAUACUUGUGAGGACCUUCAGUCAGUUUACAUACAAAACCAGAAAAGAUCAAAUAGUUUCUUCUUCUUCUCUUUUAUUUUCUCUUCCAUCGAGCAGCUCAACGUGUUCAGGUGUUCUCUUUGUUUCACGGUGGAGUUUAAAUACUGUAGAAUGAACGAUGGCUGAUCUCAGGUCUGUGCAUGUUACAGUUAUUUAGAUUCAUGUUCAGGAACUUUAACUUCCAGUGGAAGAUUUCAUUUGAUAUUAAACUGUGCCUAACUUGACAGAAAGAUGCUUCUUUUAUUUGAGUUUGUCUUUAAAGUUUCACUGAUUCAACAACAUUUUUCAGAUGUUUUUUGAUAAUCUGUUUUAUACAAACAUGUUUAAUGAUGUUUCUCUGAGCUGAUGCUAAGCUACUUCAAAAUGCUAAAUAAAUGUGGAUUAUUGAAACAUGGACCAUGGAUAUGAAGAAUUUAAACGUUGUUAUUUACACGUUUCAGCCUUAAAAAAUGUUAAAAGAAAACGUGAAGCACAUAUUUAUAGACAGCUUCUUUAUUAUGUAAUGCCAAAACAAUAAAUACAAAUAUUUUAA
Anarrhichthys ocellatus (wolf-eel) is the source of this 1557-nucleotide messenger RNA. RefSeq names its product AIF family member 2 (gene aifm2). The transcript is spliced from 7 exons. Lineage: Eukaryota; Metazoa; Chordata; Actinopteri; Perciformes; Anarhichadidae. Gene Ontology annotation, molecular function: flavin adenine dinucleotide binding; electron-transferring-flavoprotein dehydrogenase activity. Gene Ontology annotation, biological process: apoptotic mitochondrial changes; positive regulation of apoptotic process. The annotation marks the transcript as partial. Gene Ontology annotation, cellular component: mitochondrion; cytoplasm. The record is from RefSeq and is a predicted model, not a curated record.